GGACAUCGCUUGGGAUAGGCGAGGCUUCGAUGUGGUGUACGCGAGGAUUGCGCGGGCUGUACGCGAAGGACGCGAGGCCUGCGCGCUCGCGACAAACGCGAGGCCUCCGCGCGCACCGCGAGUAAAGGCCUCCGCGCGUACAGCAAGCCAAAGCCUCGCAUACGACGCGCGCGAGUGACGAGGAGAUGUGGCGCGAGGAGGCUUCGGUACGCCGAGGCGAGCAAGCGAUGCGCGUCAAUGGAGAGCAAGCAAUGCGCGUCGAUGGAGAGCAAGCGAUGGCCGACGGACAGAGGACACCGACGAAGAGCGAGCGACUCGAGGAGUCGUAGUCGACGGAGCACGAGAGCCGAAUGUAAACGGAGCAGGAGAACGAAGCAGACGUCCAGCGGAGGCGAGGGCGACGGCAAGAGCCUACGACGAAAGACGAUCAGCCCAAGGACGACGACGCGAGGAGGAAGAAGAAGACACAAGAGGAGAGAGAAGAAGAGGCGCACCAUGGUCGAAGCCGAGACCGGGUGGCGCAGCGAUACGCAUCCGGUGCGACGACGGUACACAUCCGGUGCAGCAAAUCGCAUCCGGGGCCGCUAUUGUGUUCGCGGGGGCAGAUGGCUCCGCGAACUCUGUCGAUGGCUCUGGUCCGCAAAUCUUGUCGUUGGCUCCGGUCUGCGAAUCUUGUCGAUGGCUCCGAUCCGCGGAUGGAGUAGAAGGUUCCGAUCGACGGACGCAGUCGCAACCGUACCCCAAAGCCCGGCUUGCUACCGUACUCCAAAGCCCGGCUUGCUACCGUACUCCAAAGCCGGGCUUGCUACCGUACCCUCGAGCCGGACGACGGAUUCGAACACGGAUAUCGAGCGGAAAGUUGCCUAAUCCGGACGAACAAGGACGCCCAAUGGGGUCGGAAUCUCGACCGUCGAUUCGGGUGAUGGUUCGACGGACCGGACGGAGUGCGUCUAC
Molecule: messenger RNA, 954 nt
Organism: Schizophyllum commune H4-8
Lineage: Eukaryota; Fungi; Basidiomycota; Agaricomycetes; Agaricales; Schizophyllaceae
Exons: 4
Coding region: 238-867 (209 amino acids)
Source: RefSeq, a predicted model, not a curated record